AUGGAUAUCAGCCCUGAGCAAAUUCAGAUGCAGCUCUUUAACUUGUCCCAGACCAACGAAGAUUGCCUGAGGCGUCUGGAAGAAGUCGAUCGGAAACUUAUCAUCCUUAUUGACACUGAGGACCAUUUCAAGCAACGCAUCGAAUUUUGGCUACAAGAGAACCCAUCCAAAUCAACUCUGCUGCUGGCUCAAGUGAAACAACUACCGUCAGCUCUCAGUGGAUUCUUGUCACGACUCGAGAAAGCAUCUCUGGGUAAAGUCGCUCUAAAACGAGCGAAUACAGGCCGAUUGCUGGGGCAUAUGUACGCCUCUAUCGAUGUCGCUAUAGAAGCAAUUCCAAUUAGUCAAUUAGCGGAUACUGGCAAUACCACUUUUGUUCGAUUAGUUGAACAGAUAACGGACAUGGUGGAAAAGCUCGAUCGAUUCAAUCAAUUGUCGAGCGAAUUCUCACCUAUUCAGAAUCUACUUCGAACCUUUGUCAGCAUAUACCGCCACAUAAUGCUGUUUCUUACCCAGGUAAUAUUAUGUUUCAGGGAAAGUCAGGGCCCUAUUGUCGAUCUGUCUCAAAAGGAAUGGAAAGGGGUCGAAAAGCAAUUCUCGAACCUCACCAGGGCCUUCGUCGGCGCGUACUCUGAUAUAAGAGAUUUAAGAGCCGUGAAAACAAUUUAUCCUAGCCUUUGCCAGGAAUUUACUACACUCACCCUUGCCGCAAAUGCCGCCGCCGCGCCCCUGCAACAGCGUGUAUUUGGCUCUCAUUCGGUUAUCAUGCUGCCGUUGCGAAAUGCCAAAUUCUUCGGCCGCGAAAGCAUAUUAAAUGAGAUUGACCACGUAUUACGGAAUAAUCAAUCAGCCAUUGGGCCCAUUGCUAUUACUCUCAGUGGCUUGGGUGGGAUUGGUAAAUCCCAAAUUGCUCGCGAGUACGCUUACCGGUGGAAAGAGCAGUAUGAUAUCAUACUCUGGAUCGCAUCCGAGACCGCGCUUUCUCUGGAUCAAAGUCUUCGCAAAGCGGCAGUGGAGUUGAAACUAGACAAUGUAUCACAAACAGACAGCUUCCAAAAUAAAGUAGCUGUACGAGGCAAAUUAGAACGAUCUGACACCCCUUGGCUUCUUAUAUUCGACAACUUACACGAUGCAUCCAUCGUUGCGGACUUCUGGCCCCGCAGAGGGCUGGGAUCCAUCAUCGUCACUUCUGUUGUUUCAGACGUUGUAUUCAACCUCAAUCCUUAUAGGAUCAGGGUACCUGCGUUUUCUGAUGAUGAGGCAAUAGAGUGCCUACUCGAUCACCUUUCUAUUGACAGCACGGUUGAGCUGAAUAAAAUCUCGGCCGCGAAGAUUAACCAGGAACUUGGAGGCCACCCCCUUGCGAUUGUGCGCGUGGCUGCCUUCGCUCGCUCCUGUAAGCUUCGUAUCGAGGAAUGCGCUGACCAAAUUGAACUAGCUUUGGAAGAAGUAAGGGAUACAUCACCCAUUGAAAAAUUUGAUAAUUAUCCCAAAGAGAUCUGUACAGUAUGGAAUAUGUCGUUUAAAAAAAUAUCCGAAAACUCUCAAGCUAUGAGUUUACUUGGGAUGCUAUCCUACCUGGCAGCAGAGACAAUUCCUGAGGCAUUGUUUAUGCCAAACCUCUCCCGAGAGGAAUAUCCUAGUAAUAUUCUCUUUUGCUCAAGCGGUUUUAAGCUGAAAACCGUUCAAGGCGACCUUCUAAACUGGGCGUUGAUCGAAAAAGAUUUUGAAGGGAAUAUUUCGCUUCACCGACUCAUUCAAAAAGAGACACACCACUUUUUAAAUGGAAGCCAAAAACAGCUUGCAUUUGAUCAAGCAGCCUUCCUUUUAUAUCAUGCAUUCCCUAAGCGGGAUGAAGGCCAGUAUCUACAUGGAGACUGGGAACAAGGCAAUCUUUUUCUGAAUCAUAUCGUCACGCUGAAUCGACACUAUCUUGACCUGUCCUCAUCUCCCACAAUCUAUCCAUCUUUACACUACGCUCGUCUACUUAGUAACUGCGCAUGGUUUCUUUGCGAGAAAGGUAAUGACAUAGAGGCUCGAACAAUAUUAAUUGGUGGCCUCGACGCGUGUGAGAAGUUGAAGAGGAAGUCUGAAUCAGAUGAGAUUGAUGCCAUCUACGCCCGAAUGCUAAACACCAGUGCGCAUCUCGAAGGACUUCGAGGAUUUUUUGACUCACAAAUUGAGAAGUUCAACCAGGUCCUGAAUAUACGGAAACGCGUGCUCACCGCAAAUCAUGAAGAAAUCUCUGGGAGGCAUUCGAAUACCGAGAAAGGUCUUUAUGUCACGACCUAG
Trichoderma aggressivum f. europaeum is the source of this 2292-nucleotide messenger RNA. RefSeq lists its product as uncharacterized. The coding region runs from base 1 to 2292 and encodes 763 amino acids. Gene Ontology annotation, molecular function: ADP binding. The record is from RefSeq and is a predicted model, not a curated record. The transcript is spliced from 7 exons. Lineage: Eukaryota; Fungi; Ascomycota; Sordariomycetes; Hypocreales; Hypocreaceae.